UCUCACUCUACGUACACGAUCAGCUGCAGCGCUCAUGCGAAGAUCCAGGGCUAAAUCCAGUCGUCGACUUCUUUGCGGGCACACUGGGCGGGACCGCUGGUCUCGUCGCGGGCUUCCCGUUUGAUACUGGUCCGUCGGAUAUGUUGUAUUUUCGGAGACAACACGACGGUAACGUGACUAUCUUCAGUUAAAGUCAGACUGCAGACCCCCGAGCUGGCGGAACAUUACAAGGGCUCGACGACGCGUGCAAUCGGAACCAUCAUCAGGGAGGAACGUUUUGUAGGCUUGUACAAGGGCAUCACUUCACCCUUGGUCACGGUGGCGCUCAUGAAUGGUCUCGUCUUUGCAUCCUACAAUUUCUUUCUCAAACUACAGUGUCCCGGAAGCACCAACGACGCGACUCUGACCCAGAUCACGCUAGCAGGAAUCGGGAGCGGUAUCGUCUCUGCCGUAGUCACGACUCCGACCGAGCUCAUCAAGAUCCGGCAGCAACAGUGCAUCGAUAGCUCGACGGUGCGCGACAUCGCCACAGACAUCGUCAAAGCGGAUGGGUUGCGCGGACUGUAUCGUGGGGCUGUAUCGACAGCAUUGAGGGAUUGCGGAUACGGCGCAUACUUUGCCUCGUACGAAGCUACUCUUCGUCUGCUAUCGCGACCAGGAGAACGUGAUGGUGGCUGGACAGUUUUGGUCGCGGGUGGAGUGGCUGGAAUCGUUGGGUGGUUUGCCACUUUUCCGUUGGACGUCGUCAAGACUCGGAUUCAAGGAACCAGCCUGAAUCACUCUGCCGCGAUAAGGCCUCUGAGGGAAGGCGCAUCAGAUUCUGUAUUGAAUCCGUAUCGCACUACCUGGUCGGCUAUCGUCAACUCGUACCGUGCUGAGGGCUUGGGCGUGUUCUACCGCGGACUGGCUCCCACUCUACUACGGGCGGUGCCUGUCAAUAUGGUCACAUUUGCCGUAUUUGAGAGCGUGGUCAAGAUGCUAUCUUAGAGGUCUCGUCCCGCAGACGAGACCGUCCGUUACAAUACUAAUUCAUGUAAGUAUGCACGUAGUCGGUCGAAGGGUAGCAUCAAGGCUUGAUCAGCACGGAUCAAUAAAUGAUGAUGCGAUAGGUUUCAUCAAUUCAUUCCUUUGCA
Messenger RNA from Mycena citricolor, 1133 nucleotides. The record is from the annotation of a GenBank genome assembly. NCBI's taxonomy places the organism in Eukaryota, Fungi, Basidiomycota, Agaricomycetes, Agaricales, Mycenaceae.